Molecule: messenger RNA, 1872 nt
Organism: Clupea harengus (Atlantic herring)
Lineage: Eukaryota; Metazoa; Chordata; Actinopteri; Clupeiformes; Clupeidae
Gene: csgalnact1b
Product: chondroitin sulfate N-acetylgalactosaminyltransferase 1b
Cellular component (GO): Golgi cisterna membrane
Molecular function (GO): glucuronosyl-N-acetylgalactosaminyl-proteoglycan 4-beta-N-acetylgalactosaminyltransferase activity
Source: RefSeq, a predicted model, not a curated record
UGCAUGCGGCACAGAUAGAGCUCACCGUGGCUGAGUAGCGCACGGCUCGGCACAGGAAGAGCUCACCGAGGCUGACUAGCGCUCGGCUCGGCACAGGAAGAGCUCGACUGGCUGACUAGCGUGCGGUGCUAACGCCAUGCUACAGAGAUGGUUUCUGGCGACCGUGACCCGCCGUGGGCUCCUGCUGGUGAUCACAUGCUGUGGCCUGGUACUACUCCACCUGAUCUCCUGCAGCCUGAACGCCCCUUAUCCCGUCCGCAGACCCUCCUCCUGGGCAAACAGCCCUGCGAGUGAGCCUGAGUAUCAGGCCUCGCUUCAGGAGCUGGAGGAGCGAUACCAACACUACGUGAGCAGUCUGACCAAGCAGAUAUCGCAGCUAAAGGAGGCUUUGGCCCUGAGGAGCACACAGCUGCGAGAGUCCCUGGGCCACCCGGCCGGCGAGUUCCUCCAAGGGAUGGAGGGAAACACUCUCAGAGGCCAGAUACAUCUGGAAGAGUUCCUGCAGAGUCAGCUGAAUCGGGCAGAAGUUCACGCAGGAACCAAAGUGCCCAGUGAAUAUGCCCUGCUGCCCUUCGAGAGCUUCACCCUCCAUAAGGUGUACCAGCUGGAGAUGGGGCUUAGCAGGUUUCCGGUGGAGAGACCCCUGCGUAAGGACCGACGUGAGGAGCUCAUCGGCACGCUGGAGAAGGCACUGCACAUGCUCAAUGCACCGCGGGACAGUGAUGACCCCCAUCUACGGAAAGUCUACUCCCCGUCUGAUUUCAUUGAGGGCCUCUACCGCACAGAGAGGGACCACGGCACACUGUACGAGCUGACGUUUAAGGGAGACGGGCCGGAGGACUUCAGGAGACUGGUGUUCUUCCGGCCAUUUGCCCCCCUGAUGAGGCUCGGGAAUGAGCAGGUGGACGCGUCUGGCGUGCUCGUAAACGUGAUUGUGCCCCUGGCUAAAAUGGCUGACAAGUUCAAACGUUUCAUGGUCAACUUCAGAGAUGUUUGCAUCCGCCAAGAUGGAAAGAUCCACCUAACAGUGGUCUACUUUGGGAAAGAACAGCUUGAAGAAGUGAGAAAAAUUCUUGAGAUGACAGCAAGGGAGACAGGCUUCAAGAAUUCCACACUGAUACAGCUCAACGAAGACUUCUCCCGAGGCCGGGGCCUAGAUGUGGGGGCGCGGGCCUGGAAGAACGGAAAUGUUCUCAUGUUCUUCUGUGACAUUGACGUGGUCUUUACUGCUGAGUUCCUCAAUUCUUGUCGCCUCAACGCUGAACCAGGUAAAAAGGUGUUUUACCCGGUAGUCUUCAGCCAGUAUAACCCAGUGUACGUGUAUGGCCACCAUGCUGCCGCUCCCCCCACUGAACCAGUCAUUAAGAAGGACACAGGAUUCUGGAGAGAUCUGGGGUUUGGAAUGACAUGCCAGUAUAGAUCAGAUUUCAUCAACAUAGGUGGGUUCGAUGCGAGCGUCCGAGGCUGGGAGGUGGAAGACCUGCACCUGUACAGAAAGUACCUCCACAGUGAGCUGCGGGUGGUGCGGGCCACCACGCGCAGCCUGCUCCACCUGUGGCACUCCAGCGCCUGUUCUGACCACCUGCCGGAGCGGACGUACCGCUUAUGUCAGCAACGCAGGGCCACCAGUGAGGCCUCCCACAGCCAGCUGGGAAGGCUGUUCUUUCACAAGCAGAUUGAGGAGCACCAGCGCCUCCAUGGCUCAUAGUGGCUGAAAGACAGGAGGAGGCCUGUUGUCAAACUGGUGUGCUGCCCAAUUUUACCCUCAGUUUUUGAUCGGCUACAUUAUCUGUUUACGCCAAAUGCUGACAUUACAUAAUGGGUCUCAGCUUUGGUAAAUAUGUAAAUAUUAUCAUAAAUAUUUCAUGAGGA